AAACAAGCAACAUGGCGGCGAGUUUUUGCCAGCAGGUGCCCCUGAAUUUUUGAUAAAAAGAUCGUCAAAAGUGAAUUUUCCUGUACCGCUUCUAUCUUUAAAGAAGCUAUCAACAAGAUGGAAAUCAGAUUAUUUCUUUGAUCUCACGAUACCUUGAAAAUCUCGGCAUCGAAUUUAAAAUGCCCGUUGCAACUCCACCAGGUGGUCGGUUGCAGACCAACUUUGGAUCUUCCUCCUCGCUGGCUGCUGUAGAAAGAGAACUUGGCCUGAACCUGAGCAGCACGAGCAAUACAUCUCCGAGGAAGCUGGAGAGUGCGAGACUGUCACAAACGUUAAACAUGGACAGAGACAGCAGAUUUUCCGUGACACAUUCUUCGAAUCCAUUGGACAGUGCCAGGAUGUCGUACAUGUCAGGUCUAGAUUCCAGUAGGCACUCCCAGAGCAGCCGAUUAGACAGCACCAGACCUUCUCUGGCGCAGACAUUAAGACAGGAUAUGAGGCAUGAUUCACUUUCCCGAAAUGAUGUGGUGAAAAGACGGGAUGAUCCAAGACACGACGCUCUCUACAGACAUGAUGACCCUCGAUAUGAAGCGCUCUCGCGACCUGACGAUGCUAAAUAUGAAGCUCUUUCUAGACAUGAGGGAGCUCCUAGACAAGACGCUCUCUCUAGACACAGUAGAAACACUGGCCAUGAUGCAAACAUCAGAGGAGAUGCUGUCUCUCGGCACAAUGCACGGAACGCUACAUAUGAUGCUAACAGUAGAUUUGAUACAGGAACUAGAGCAAACGUUCAUUUCCACACUGGAACGUCUGCUGAGGAAAGCACUGUUGAACGUACCGUCUCGAAACCUGAGCGACACGAGCGAGGAAGGCAGGAGAAGAAAAGAACGAGUAAAAAGCGGAAAUCUUUAGUUUCAGCAAAUAUCAGUGGAACAAGAUACGAUAUAGUGAGGCAAGUAGUAGAGCGUGCCGGCUAUAUCGUGACCAAAGACGAUGAUAUCAACAGCUUCUUGAUCUGGGUGGAUAGCUUUGUGUCAACCGACAGGAUAGCAGAGAUGAAACCUUACCAGAGGAUCAACCACUUCCCGGGAAUGGGUGAAGUGUGUAGAAAAGACUGUCUUGCCAGGAAUAUGUUCAAAAUGGCAAAGGCACAUCCAGAGGAAUACAACUUUGUGCCAAAAACCUGGAUUCUUCCAUCAGAGGGGACUGCCUUCAUGACCUAUGCAAGAGAGUUGAAGAAGAAGAAGAAAAACAAGACUUUCAUUGUGAAACCAGCCAACGGAGCAAUGGGAAAUGGCAUCCAGUUGUAUCGCAAUCCUGAAAAGAUCCCUCAGUCUGAGCACAUGAUCGUACAGGAGUACAUGGACAAACCCUUUCUCGUCGAUGGUUAUAAAUGUGACAUGCGGAUUUACGUCUUGGUGACCUCGUGUGACCCCCUUCGAGUGUUCCUCUACAAUGAUGGCCUACUGAGACUAAGCACGGAGAAAUACCUUAUACCUCAUGACACUAAUGUGGAUCAGCUGUACAUGCAUCUGACAAACUAUUCCAUAAACAAGCACAAUGAAAACUACACCAAAGGCGAGAGCUUAAACUCCGGCAGCAAAAGAUCGCUAAAAUUCUUCAACGAUUAUUUGCGAAAACAUGACUAUGACAUAGGAUUUAUGUGGAAGAGCAUCACAGACAUUAUAGUGAAGACUCUGAUCGUCGCUGAGCCACAUUUGCUCCAUGCGUAUCGAAUGUGCCGGCCUGGACAGGUAUCGGGCAGCGACAGUGUGUGCUUUGAAGUUCUUGGCUUUGAUAUUAUCAUGGAUAGGAAACUGAAACCUUGGCUGUUGGAGAUAAAUCGAUCUCCAAGCUUUGGAACGGAUGAACAGAUUGAUUUGCAGAUCAAAUCUGGAGUCCUUGACGAUGCCUUCAGGCUGCUAAAUAUCAGGGCCAGUGACAAAAAGAGGAAUAUCGCUGCCCAGAAGGCAGAGGCACAGAGGCGGUUGUUCCGUCCUAACAAAAGAAUCGAUAACGAUCAGUCAGAACUAAACAAGAAAAGACAAAGUGUCGAGAGGAAGAAGGAGGAACUGAAAGACCUGCUGAUGAAGGUGCGUCGAGGUGCUGCUCGGGAGGAAUACGAGAAUCGAAACUCGGGCCGCUACCAACGAAUCUUCCCACCGGACGACAAGUUCAAACAGGAGAAGUAUUCCACACUGUUAAACGAUGCAUUCUCAAUUUUCCUCUCUGGACGAUCGGGUUCCCUGCAAAAAGAGAUAGCAACGACUUAUAACCAAAAACUCAGGGAAGUCGACAUCCUUGACAUGAUAGCUCAGUGUGAAGCAGACGAGAUGCAAGGCAAAGCAGUCGUCACAGCCAAGCCUCCUCGGGGGCCCAAGCCACUCUCCAGCAUGCCCACGUAUGAGCCUGAACCAAGAGACAAUGGCGACGAAUCCAUGUCAGUCGACAGCGAUGACGAAAACUUCUCCCUAUCACGAUCGCAGACGAACUAUGAGGGGCGUUCGCGUGCUCAAAGAGGUCAGAUGUCACGGCCGUCAACACAGCAGUCGAACCGUCCGUCCUCUGAACAUAGACCUGCUAUUAGACAGAAGAGUCAACAGCGGUCAAAGUCUCUAACCAGACCUGGCAGUUCAACCAGAGUGCCGCCUACUAAUGUUACUAUUGACGACCUGUACAUGAACAACGCAAUCCGGGACAGAGAGGAAGAUUACACGAAGAAGACGCUGGUUGCGUUGAACGACAUGCGCAUUAAGUUCCCAGGGAAGAGUGACGAGGAGGCAGAGUUUGUCCUCGAUAAGUUGCACGAGAGCUGGAAGUUUCACAAGCCUCGGGUGGCAUCGUACUGGCUAGUCAAGUUGGAUUCCAUCAAGAGACGAAAGGUGAUAGAUAUUGUGCGAUCAAAUGUGCGAGCUGUCCUUCAGAGAGUUUGGAGGACAACAGACGUCGAGGCACUCAAACUUUAUCGCAUUUUCAGCCGGGUGUUCAAUCGUUUGUUAUGGAGUCACGGCCAGGGCCUCUGGAACUGUUUCUCAACAUCAGGGAGUUCAUGGGAGACGAUCUUCAGUAAGAGUACGGAUGCGAUCAGUCAGUACGAGAUGAACUGUUCGCGAAGGAUCGUACAGCUCUGCAAGGAUUGCCUCCUCAUCGUUUAUCAAUUUGCCGCCGACGCCAAACAGCAACAAGCUAAUCAGGAAAAUGUGGAUCCGAGGUGCAAAACUGGCCAGACUGUCUGGUUCUACUCACUCCGCAUCUAAUGCUAACAAACAUGAAAAACAGAUGGCAGCGACCAACCGCCUGAGUCAAGUCCCACAGUUACGGUUGGAAUGAGGCGACCUCUGUCAAGUCCUUCUUCAACCCCUCCAUGUGAUGGCAGAUUCAUGCGUCUCUGCCACUGUUUUGGUUCUUGGAAUGCAGAAGCACAGCAUAUAGACUGGGAGCAGGUACUUUGUAGUGACAAGGCACUAUUAGGGUGUUACAUGUAUCUAUAAUGUUAGUUUACUGUCUAGGGAGCUGGUCUCACUGAUUUCCAACUUGAGUUAGUUAGCGAAGUCCGGGGCUGUUUUGCGAUUCGAGCUAGAGGCUCAAAUGGAAAGAUGAGGUGCCUUGAGUGAAUGUUUAGCCCCAAAUAGACUAGAAGAGAACCAUAAACUUCUGUGUGCAACUAUCAAAGACCAAGGGGCUCUGCCUCUGCCUCACUCAUCGCGAUGAGGGAUUGUGUCACUUUACUUGGUGAAGUGGUUUUGUUCCGCAGAACCGGAUAAUGCGCCUUAAAAACUUUCUAUUUGAUAAGAAAUAGUUGUAAGAUUGAUGAAUUUGGAAUGGUUUUACAUUCAAGAUGUUUAGCGAAUUGAGUUGAUCAUUAAAAAUGAAAACCAUGUUAUUUAACUGAAAACCAAAUUUGAGUGAAAUGACCAUUGUCACAACUGAGAAACGAUUCUAUAUUACUAUUUUUGAUUAUACUUACAGUGGUCUGUCUGUUUUACUUUGAGCUCCCUGAAAUACAUAUCUCAGUUAUGAGACAAAAAGAUUGUUAAAAGAUACUGUCUGAACAAGCUACAGAUGCCAAAUUUAGAUAAGAAAAAUCUCAGGUCUUGUGUACCGAUGUGCUGUGAUACUUUUCUUGUUAGAAAGCAAUCUGUUUGUGAUGUCCUUUGUUGUUGAUAUGCCGUCCAAAAGAGCAAAUAUUUUAAUCAGGUUGUUGGUCUUGGAUUGUUUGAGGGUGUCCCAUCCUGAUGUUUGUUCAUGGGUUGGCGAUGCAAAUGAAGAGUUUCAGUACAAACCGAGAUACGCUCAAAAUACAAUAUUUUGAGUUAACUGUACCAUAAGCAUAUAAUGGCUCAUUUGUCAUUUUGGAGCAAUAGGGCCAAGAGUGAACCUUUAUUGUUAAAAACUUUGCAAAUUUCCAAUGCAUUUUCAAAUAAAACCAAACUUUGAAGCCAUUUAUCACAAAAUUGUAAAAAUGGCUAUUUCUUGAUUUGGGAUGAAACACUUCAAAUUAUCUGUACAUUGGUACCAAUCUGGUGAUUGCUUUCACAUUUUGAGGUUCUUGCGCACAAGCACAGAAUAAUUGUAUGUAAUUUGAGGAAAAAAAGUUGAAGUUGGUGAUGUGACCGACAGAUGAAGUAGUCUGUAGAAAAUAUUUUCAAUUCUUGUAUUUCAGUUAUAUUCUUUGUUGAUUUUAUAGAAUCAUCAUUCAUGUAAUUGAGAAGAAAGUGAUUCUGAUACCAUCCUGUCAUAAUAUUCUGCUGUGAUAUCUUAGGGUUCGUAGUCAGUAGAUGGUAUAUAUGAUAAAAAUAAUAAUGAUAGUUAUGAACACCUUAGAGAAAGCAUAAUUCUGCAAAUCUGAAUGUACCUCGUCCUCAAAAUAUAGUGAGGCUGACUGUUCUCCUGACAAGUUGCUGAAUAGACAGUUUGAGAUCCUGAAGUGACCUAUGCAAAAACAGAACAAUCUUAUGUUGAAGGAAACAGAAACAUUUUGCAAUAAAAAAGUUAAGUAAUCAUAAAAAUUAUAGCGGUAGUUAGUGUGUCAGAAUUUUCAUUACUGGGUUAGUUAUCAUUUAUAUUUUUUAUUCAUAAUUUUGAUAUUGUGUUUUACGAAUGAAGUUGUCAUAUGUGAUCAGUGAACCGUCCAUGUAUACAUCAAAACCUAAUGAUAUGUUCUUAUAAAUGUAGCUCAACGGUUACAUUAUUACCUGGAGACAGUUUUAGCCUGUCACACUUUGGAGCAAAAUACCAGUACUAUCGAAAACUGUGUAUCACUACUCCGUCCAGCACCUCAGAAUUUUAUGGCGCAUAAUCUCUGGCACAGGUGAUUGUAGAAUUCUGUUUUAUUUGAGCUUUAAUUCUUGUAUUUGAAUAUUUUGCAUAUUAUGUACAAAUAAAUAUAUCUCUU
Lineus longissimus is the source of this 5395-nucleotide messenger RNA. Its product is annotated as tubulin polyglutamylase TTLL7-like. Gene Ontology annotation, biological process: microtubule cytoskeleton organization; protein polyglutamylation. The transcript is spliced from 15 exons. The record is from RefSeq and is a predicted model, not a curated record. Bases 180 to 3257 code for a protein of 1025 amino acids. Lineage: Eukaryota; Metazoa; Nemertea; Pilidiophora; Heteronemertea; Lineidae. Gene Ontology annotation, cellular component: cilium. Gene Ontology annotation, molecular function: tubulin binding; tubulin-glutamic acid ligase activity.